AUGAAAAAGGACGGAACGGAUAAGGGCGAGAGCUCGAAUCCGUUCGGCGGGAGUGGCCUUAGGCGUUCGCCGGUUAGGCAAUCUGCCAACCCGGUGGACCCGACGGCAACGUCGGUGGAAACACCGAGCGAUGUGCGAGCGGACCCGUACGAUCAAGUACAGGAAGCGCUGGAAGACCUACUGAGCUCCCCGGAACUCCAAGAUCCGGGAGCUCCAGUAGAGUUGGUCACGGCCAUGGCUGGCAUCGCUGACCUUGUGGAAUGUGUGAAGGGGAAGUCCAACAUCCACAAGGAAAUACGCGAGAAGCUAGCCAGGGUGAUGCAGCUCUUCAUCGCAGCCAACAAAGCUGUGGUGGAACGGCUUGCGGAGCCCGAGGCCGCCAGACCAAAAGAGCGAGGGCCGGCAGAGACCCCUCUGAGGGCGGACACCAUCCGCCCAAAGAAGGUCAAUGCCUUUGCCCAAACAGAGGGCAGCCUUGCGUUUGCUGGCAACAGCAAGCGUAAGAGAGGGUCUCCCGGGGAACUCAGACCCGGGGACCCUAAGAAAAGAGCGGAGGAUCCGUCUGUCCGGCAGGAUCCUGCGGCCAGCGCUUCCAAGCGGGCGGAAGGCCCUGCCGAAAAGGCAGAUGAGCCGACGAGCGCAAAUACCGGAUGGCGGACGGUAUCGCGCAAAAGGGGAAGGCCCAAAGGUACGGAGACGGGAAAAGCCAAACCCCAACCCCAACGACGCAAACGUCGCGUCAGGGAGAGGGGCGAGGCGAUUGUCGUCAAAGCACCUGAGGGCACGUACGCAGAUGUCUUGCGACAGAUGCGUACGAACGAAGAUCUCGCCGAUUUAGGCGAGAAAGUUCGGAGGAUCCGUCGGACACGCACCGGCGAGAUGAUCCUCGAACUGAAGCGUGGUGCUGGAAACUCCAGCGGGACCCUUACGGCUAAGGCCGCCGAAGCCCUUGGUGACAAGGCUGAGGUGCGUGCCCUCUGUAAGGAAGUGACCAUCCGGGUUAAAAACCUGGAUGAAGUCACGACGGAAGACGAACUGCGGGUGGCACUGGUCGAGCAGUGCAAAAUCUGCUCUGACCAGAUGACGGUUCGUCUGCGGAAUGGCCCUCCCAAAUCUGGUAUGCAGAUUGGGCUGGUCAAACUUCCGGUUGCAGCAGCAAACGCCGCACUUAAGUGUGGGCGGCUAAAGGUGGGAUGGUCUAUCUGUCAGAUAUCCAUCCCCCAGCAACCGGACCGGUGCUUCAAGUGCCUGUUGAACGGUCACAAGUCGUUCGACUGCACUGGGCCAGACAGAAGUGGCAUAUGCUGGCGCUGCAGCGAAACCGGCCACAAGUCGGCUAACUGCAAAAAGCCUGCUAAAUGCCCUGUCUGCGCUGGAGACCACGCUGUUGGCAACCCUAGUUUCCCCAUACAAGAAGUUGUGGCGACGGAAUACGAAGGCAUGGUGGUGGCCAAAGUUAACGGGAUCUACUUCUGUAGCUGCUAUGCUCCCCCAAGGUGGUCCUUGGAGAGGUUUGGCACUAUGGUUGACAAGAUGGUGGAUGUGCUAAUGGGGAAAAGCCCCAUCGUUAUUGCUGGCGACUUUAACGCGUGGGCCGUUGAAUGGGGUAGCCGCCUCACAAACCCCAGAGGUCAAACUCUUUUAGAAGCCCUGGCGAGGCUUAAUGUGGAUCUGGCCAACAUAGGGAAUACCAGUACCUACCAAAGUUGGAACGGGAGCGAGUCAACCAUAGAUGUCACCUUCGGUAGCCCGGGGUGGUCCUUGAAGAGGUUUGGCACUAUGGUUGACAAGAUGGUGGAUGUGCUAAUGGGGAAAAGCCCCAUCGUUAUUGCUGGCGACUUUAACGCGUGGGCCGUUGAAUGGGGUAGCCGCCUCACAAACCCCAGAGGUCAAACUCUUUUAGAAGCCCUGGCGAGGCUUAAUGUGGAUCUGGCCAACGUAGGGAAUACCAGUACCUACCAAAGUUGGAACGGGAGCGAGUCAACCAUAGAUGUCACCUUCGGUAGCCCGGGGUUGGUAAGCUAUUGGAUGGUGAGCGAGGCCUACACGAAUAGCGAUCACUUCGCAAUUCGCUAUCGGCUAGGCUCAAGUACGCGGACAGGCAAGUACGCUACUUUCAACUGUCCUUCUCAGCGUGAUGGAAUUUGCAUUUCCAUGGAUCUUCGUUCUCGUUCUGCAUCCGAUACAUCUGAGCCUAUCAAUGUUUACUACCAGAACGUUGGUGAUGUCAAUUGUUGUCUGGUUGAUCACCUCCUUGCCACGUCAUGCUUCUACUACGAAAUCAUCACCGUGACCGCACUUUAUCCAGUUAAAUUAUCGGCCCAGAUUAUGCAGUGUUACGUUGCGAUCGAAGCCCCCUGA
Molecule: messenger RNA, 2361 nt
Organism: Uranotaenia lowii
Lineage: Eukaryota; Metazoa; Arthropoda; Insecta; Diptera; Culicidae
Exons: 4
Coding region: 1-2361 (786 amino acids)
Molecular function (GO): nucleic acid binding; catalytic activity; zinc ion binding
Source: RefSeq, a predicted model, not a curated record